Molecule: messenger RNA, 740 nt
Organism: Erinaceus europaeus (western European hedgehog)
Lineage: Eukaryota; Metazoa; Chordata; Mammalia; Eulipotyphla; Erinaceidae
Product: coiled-coil domain-containing protein 81-like
Exons: 4
Coding region: 1-552 (183 amino acids)
Cellular component (GO): centrosome
Source: RefSeq, a predicted model, not a curated record
AUGAGGAAUGCUGCUUAUAACCUUGGUGUCGCAGAUGCUAUAAAAUCACAGAGGAAUCCGAAAUGCCACUUUUCUAAUCCAUAUUACUUUGCAAACCGACCAGCAAGUGCUGCUAUUGUCACUGAAAAGAAAAAUGAGUAUACUAAGAACCUUCUCAAACAAAUAGAUGCCAAUAGUAAACUGGCCAAGAAAAAGAAAGAAAAUCAGAAAGUCUUGGAGCAACUAGAACGGCUGCAACUCAAACAAGAGAUUGAUGAACAAAAAGCUGAACUGAAGAAACAUCAAUUUGAGGAGAGAGAAAUGUAUAAGAAAGCACUGGAAUACCAGCUGAAACACAGGCCUUCCAGACUGCCCAUCUACGAGCCCAUGGGCACCUUCACCAACUUUGGGCAGAAUGAAAAGACCCUGGAGGCCGAGAAGCGGCAGAGAAAUAUUGAAUAUAUGAAGCAGCAGGUGGAAGCCGCUCUAGGCCACAGAAGACAGCGUGUCCUCAACCAAAUAAAAAAUCUGCAGCAAGAAAAAAAAAUGCUUCAGAAAAACCAAGAAAAGUAAGGGGCCUGGCCCUUCCUUCCUCACCAUAACCCUCUCCUCCUUUCUCUCCCUCUCCUCCCCCACCCCUUGACCUUAGUAGAAACGUGUGGACACGUGGAGAGUCAUGACUGACCCUAGCUCGCCCCAGCCUGCUUCUCAUCUCUACUCCCUAGUCAACUUCUGAGGCUGUUGCAUGUCACAAACCACCU